GUACAUGGGAGGUGGUACAUGUACAUGUAAUACAGAUACAUGAUUCCGCUUAUACUUUCCUGUUUAAAGGCGCUAUAUAUACAUUCGUGUAUCUGCUGUACAAGGUUUUGAUGCAGUGGUAGUAAUAAUUGACCUAGAACACCUGGCUAGGUUGAAGGGAUGAUCAGUCUAUCACACAAUGGUUCGAUAUACCUGUUGACCUGCUGUUGACACGAAGAUAACCACAGUGAUAUGUAUUGGCAGUGACAGAGGAAUGUGUACAUCACGUGUCACCCAGUAACAAUAUAUCUUAAAUGAAUUACCAAGGCAAAAGUGAAAAGUCACAGCGUUGCGAUAUAACUGAUGAUUAAAAUGGAUGUUAAUGUGGAUCAGAUCGGCGAUAAUUCCUCGGCGAAUUCUAGCAGAGAAUGUUUGCCUUCGGAACGCCCCCUGACACGAAGUUACUAUCAUGGAAUAUGUGGAACACCUCUAACCAACCAGUCGCUGUUUGCUGGACUGGAGUCUGCAGCCCAGCAAGCACCACCUGAUCAUGUGGCUUUGAAAGUACCAGAGUUUCGUCAGGAAUACACACUCAAAUAUAUUUUCGAAAGGGCAAACACGAUAUCCAGGAGUUUGGUAGAAAUGGGACUAAAGAGAGGUGACGUCGUCAUGUUAAAUGGUGUAGGAGAUGGAGAGUAUAUGACGCUGUACUAUGCUACUGUAUCACUGGGUCUGCAGUUUUACGUUCCCACCAUGCGAUACCCCUUUGAAAAGUUCUUUCCUGUCAGUUUAAAGACGAACCCGUCUGUGAUAUUUGUGGGAAGUCUUGUUAUACCGACUGUUAAAGAAUUGUUAAACGACAUCGUACUGAACAAAAAUGACGCAAGGUAUUGGUAUUGUCCCCGUUUAAGGUUAAAGUUUUACAUUAAAGGGUAA
This is a messenger RNA of Pecten maximus, 915 nucleotides long. RefSeq lists its product as uncharacterized. The record is from RefSeq and is a predicted model, not a curated record. NCBI's taxonomy places the organism in Eukaryota, Metazoa, Mollusca, Bivalvia, Pectinida, Pectinidae. The coding region runs from base 343 to 915 and encodes 190 amino acids. The transcript is spliced from 5 exons.